This is a messenger RNA of Darwinula stevensoni, 3534 nucleotides long. The record is from the annotation of a GenBank genome assembly. Lineage: Eukaryota; Metazoa; Arthropoda; Ostracoda; Podocopida; Darwinulidae.
CUUCAUGAUCCUCUUGCUGUCUUCUCAUGACCCACUGCUGGUCAUAACCCACAGUUUGAGAAAUGCCUCAUAGGUCUAUAUAAGCUCCCAAGCUGCAGUGAGCAUGUAUCUCCUCUUGACCUCCAUGUCUUGUAAUGUCCAGAGUAAUGCCUGAUGCCAUCAUAAGUGACACAUGAUAUCAUGGACAUGAAUCGUCGUUCUGCUCCACCGAAACUCAAUGUCUCUGUGGGGAAGAAGCAGCCAACAUUGACAGGGUUUCUCAAGAACAGGACAAUAAAUGCGAACGAAGAGCAUGCUUCUAUUCAGAGGAGUCCCUUGACACAAAUGAACUCCCCCUGUCAGAAGCCUGGUGGUCCAAAGUUCAGCUUCAGACCUGUCGGGUCAGGGGGACCGGCAAAGCCGGUUGCUAAGAUAACUCCAAAUUUCAGUUUUGGAGCUAAUACUAGUAGCUUUCCUGAAGGAGAAAGGAAAACAGAAUUUGAUUCAGGAGAUGAUCUAGAUGAUUUUAUGGUGGCUGAGCCCUCUCCCCCAAAGCCAUUCAAGGAGAAAGGCACUAGUGAGGAGCCUCAGAAACCAGAAGCACCAAGGCGCUUCCAUUUCAAGUCAAAUCAAGGACAAGCAUCAAAGAAAGAGCCUCCCGUUUCUGUCAUCAAUGUUGUGAAUGACAGCGAUAAAGAAGAGGACUCCAUCCAUCCCGUUCGCAAGAAGAAGAGACUGGUGUUGGAAGAGGAUGAUGACGUCAGUGGUGAUGGCAACGGCUUCGACGGACCGCCUUUGAAGAAAGGCAGGGCAGAGGAACGUCUCUUCCCUGAUACUGAUGAUGACCUCUUCUGUGAUAUAAUUGACUCGGACUUAGAGGAGGCAGAGACUAAUGCUGCAGUGAUUAAGGAUGAUGAAAGCCUCCCAUCUCUAUAUGAACUUGAUGACUGUGGCACUAACCAUGAGCCCAAUCCCCCCAACCCAGUUUUCCUACCUGCCUCAAGCCUUCAGUCCAAGACUAAAGCUUCCUCAUGUAUUGAAAUCACAUCUGCAGGUGUCUCAGAACUAAAACUCAAGGAAAUAAAUUCUCCAGGACUUCAAUCAGAGUCAGAAUUUGCCUCAGACCAUGAAGCCAAUUCAGAAAAAAAUAGGAAUUUCUGCUCCCCUCCAAUCCAACACCCAGCUUUAUUGUCGAUUGUGACUGGACAGACUCCCAGAUCCACUCUGGAGAAAAAUGUGAGUGAGCUGAAAGACCUCCACAUUGACACACUGGAGCAACUUGUGGCUCUUUAUGGGUCCAUUCCACCAGAAGUUCUGGGUCAAGUUCCAGGCUUUGAUUCCAGCAAGGCCAUGGAGAUGCGGUCGCUUUCGGAACGUGUCGGGAACAAGAUCCGACUCUGUCGCCGUCUCCUGCUUGAGAAGGUGGUGGAAGACACACCCAAAUGCAGCAAAGUGAUGCUGGAACAUGCUUCUCCUUUUGGGGAUACUCCAAAGCGUUUUGUGUUCAGGAAUUCUUCUGCUUCUGCCAUAACUCCCUCAGUGGAUGCAUCCAAGGAAAAUUCCAGGACCUCUAUCAACAUUUUGAACGGAGUCGAUGGAGUUGUAGCACUAACAGAAUUUCACUUUCUUUCAUUGGUAGAAUUGAAUGUGCCAUCAUAUCGAAAUUCAGCUUUCCCCACACCACUGGAUUUCAAUGAUGUCUCAAGGAACACAUGCGACCCAAGUCCUUUGAAAUCUCCUCCAAAAGCUGUGGUCAGAGAUGGGGAAAUCAAUUAUACCACUGCCCUCUACCACUCAUCUCCAGCUGCCAUGCCUUCAACCAGUGGGAGUCAAGCUGACUCAACCAAAUUACAGUUCCUGGGCAAUGUGCGGAAUGAUGCGGUGACAGGGAAGUUCUCAGGAACUAAUUUCCCUUUCAGUAAAGAUGUCUCUAAGGUGUUCAAGACAGUGUUUGGGUUGCGAGAGUUCCGUCAGUCCCAGCUCGAAGCAAUCAAUGCAGCCUUGCUGAAUGAAGAUUGCUUCAUCCUCAUGCCAACAGGUGGAGGGAAAAGUUUGUGCUACCAGCUUCCAGCCCUCAUCACCAAAGGAGUCACCAUCGUUAUCUCACCACUCAAAUCUCUCAUUCAGGAUCAGGUCCAGAAGCUCAAGUCCCUUGAUAUUCCAGCUGCUCAUCUCUCAGGUGAGAUCAAUGAAUCAGCUGUAAAUGCAGUCUAUGCGGCCAUCAGCAAGCGGGAUCCAGAGUUGCGGUUGCUGUAUGUGACACCGGAGAAGUUGAGUUCGAGUGCCAAGCUGACUAGGGCCUUACAUGGCCUUUAUCAGAGGGGUCUCCUAUCACGAUUUGUCAUAGAUGAGGCUCACUGUGUCUCCCAGUGGGGGCAUGACUUCCGGCCAGAUUACAAGAAGUUGUGCGUGCUGCGGGAGAAGUUCCCAGGUGUGCCAACAAUGGCACUGACAGCCACUGCAACCCCUCGUGUCCGAACUGACAUCCUCCAUCAGCUUCACAUGAAAAAUCCCAAGUGGUUCCUGAGCAGUUUCAACCGUAUGAACCUGCGUUAUGCAGUUACUGCCAAAAAGGGGAAGAAUGUGAUCCAAGAUGUAAUUGAUUUAAUCAAGAAAACAUUUCCUGGUCAGUCAGGAAUUGUGUAUUGUUUGUCACGUCGAGAGUGCAACCAAGUUGCCCGAAGCAUCACGCAAGGUGGAAUCAGAGCUGUCUCAUACCAUGCAGGCCUCACUGACCCACAGAGGAAUUCUGUCCAGCAUGAAUGGAUCUCAGAUCGUGUGAAGGUGGUAUGUGCAACUAUUGCAUUUGGUAUGGGGAUUGACAAGCCAGAUGUCCGCUUUGUCAUCCACUACUCCCUCCCAAAGUCCAUUGAGGGGUAUUACCAGGAAUCAGGCCGAGCUGGUCGGGAUGGCUCCACUGCCCAUUGCAUCCUCUUCUACUCCUAUGGCGAUGUUUAUCGCCUCCGGAAGCUCAUUGAAUUGGAUCAGUGUGGAAAUGCAACAUCCCAGGCUCACCAUCAUGAGAACCUCCGUCGAAUGGUGUCUUACUGUGAUAACCGCACCGACUGUCGUCGCACACUGCAGCUUAAUUAUUUUGGCGAGCGGUUUGACCGGAGUGCCUGCAAGGCCCAGACAGUCACAACCUGUGAUAAUUGCCGGGAAGAUGGGAGCAUGAAGAUGGUGGAUGUGACGGAAGAUUGUCGGGGGAUUGCAGAGGCGGUGAUGUCCAUGGCACGCCAACCCCGCAAGAGCUGCACCCUCUUGCAUCUUGCUGAUGUGUGCAAGGGAUCUGAGGCCAAGAAGAUCCUCGACUCUGGCCACAAUCGGCUUAGAGUCCAUGGGCGGCUGAAACACUGGUCCCGGACGGAUGUGGAACGUCUACUUCACCAGUUAGUCCUCGAGGACUACCUCCGUGAGGAUCUGUUUGUGACCCGCGAGGACAUCGCCAUCGCAUAUGUGAAACCUGGCGAGAAGAUCCAGAGUUUGCUCACUGGCCAAGCAAAGGUAUGCUCUCAUCAAAGUUCCCCUCCUAAGUGGACCUGCAUGGAAGAGAUU